AUGGAGCAGCAAGUGGCAGAAGCGGCGUUGGCCAUGGUUCGAUCUAACACGGACGCAGCGACUCGAACAGCAGCCUCUCAGUUUCUGGAACAAUGGACGCGGACUCCUGAAGCCUGGGACAUUUACGCCAAGUGGCUUCGGUCCUUUCGAGACAACCAUGUUAACCACGAUGUGAAUGGAGAUGCCAUUGGAAUGCAGCUAUUAUGCCUGACGCUACUACAGGCCAAGAUACGGCGAGAAGUACCGCGUGGCACAUCCCCCAAUGACUCUCUACAAGCCGUUCGCAAUGAACUGGGCUCCUUUCUAGGUGGCAAUCGCAAUAUCAUCAACAACAAUGGCGCACAACAACCACUACAAUCAGCAAUACACGAACAAGCACAACUGAACCAUUCCGUAGUGACGCCGCUCUGUAUAUGCAUAGCUGGAUUGGCGGCCAGAUGUGGAGGAGUCCAAGAUUUGAUUUCGCUGUGUCGAUUGAGCAAUACAACACAAAUGACCAAUGGCUCUUCUGCUUCUUCGUCGUCUUCUCCAAUGAUUCUACCCUCUAAUGCGCUCCGACUACUCGCCUGCUUGCCACCCGAAGUAGAAGCGUGUGCCGAAUUGCGAUCUCAUCAAGUCACGGCCGAACUCUGGCCCUACCUAGAACCUGUACUGGACACCAUCCGAAUAGCUCUGGCCAGAGAAGACACCAUUGCGCCGGCAUUGGAAGCUCUCAAAAAUUGGAGUUCCAUCUGUCACGUAUCACUCUCUCAUCUCAGUACUCCCACGUGUGGAGGAACCGACUGUUUGCUUCCGUUACUCAUCCAAUUACUCUCGGCGCAACAACCAUCUCGCUCGGAUGUCAUUAUUUCGGCAAGUCGAGCAUUGACCGAAGCCAUUCUGGUACCCAGUGACAGUUGUACACCGGCACGACAAGCCGCAGCGUCCAUGCUAUUCAAUGCCAUUGGAAGUCAUGGAUUCGUGGCGGCGCCUCUGGCAUUUGCGACACGACACGAAUGGGAAGAUACAGCUCAUGCUUUGGCGACUCUUGUCUGUACACUGGUCACGGAAGAAGUCGACUAUAUUUGUACACUCCCAGCCGAAGCACUCCUCAAUCUAUUACUGCAGAUUCAAUCGCAUCCACAUACGCCAGUCACAUUGACGGCUUUGGAAUGCUGGUUGACUGUACAAGAAACACCCGCCAGUGCCAGACACAACAAUUGGAAGGCACCCUUAUUUGAAAAGGUCGUCCAAGGCAUUGUAGCACGCAUUACACUGCCAGAUUCAUUCACUUCCUGGCAAGAUGAAUUGGACGUGGAUGAAUCCGAAUUUGAAGAACUGCGACGAAUGGUAGGAGACGUCCUCAUUAGUUCCUAUUACCUACUACGCGUACAGUUUGUACAAAUGAUGGCUUCCUACAUUCAUUCCAACAACGUUAUUCAUUGGCCUGUCGUAGAAUCGGCACUCUUUUGUAUGGUCAAAGUGGCACGAGAAGUAUGUGCCCGCAUCAAGGCACGGACCGGUGGGAGCAGUGUAUCGGCUGAUCGAGAUGCCACCUCGCAACAAUUGCUGCAGCUAGUAGAGCAGCUCUGUGGAACUCCGUCUGCGGCCGAAUCGGCGGCACGGAAGCACCCGCUAGUCUUGUCGGGUGUGUGCACAUUUGUCGGAGCAUAUGCCCAGGCGUGGAAUGUCAAGUGUCCGCCAGAAGCCUUGUUGCAAUUGUUGGCGUAUUUGAGACAAGCCAUGGUACCCAGUGCCGUGGUCGAUGCGGCCAAGGCUACGCGCUUGAUUUUGGUCAAUUGCUCCACGCGAUUAUUGGCAGGCGAACAACAACAAUUAUUAACCUCGUUGAGAGAAACUCUGGAUGCUGUCUUGUCGACAGAAAAUGAAGAGGCCAUGGCCACCGUGGCGGAAGGAUUGACACGAUUAUUGGUGCAAAUCAAGGAAGAAUCCAUCGUGCGAGAUUCAUUGGCCAAUUUGAUUGGACCUUUGCUACAACGUGCGGAAGCAGCAAUCAGCGUUAUACCAAUUGGAGAAAGUGGGGCCGAGGCUUCGCAGGAAACUCAUAUUGCGGUGGAAUCUCUGGCACGACAUUUGCAUGUGUUGCAGGUGAUUAUCCGUUUCUGUGAUACGGGUGCCCCGAUUAGCGAUGUGAUUGCAUCUGUGUGGCCUGUGUUGGACAAGGCCGCACAACGUGUCCCUCAGUUCGAAUUUCUGCUGGAUCCCCUCUUGUCGGUUCAUGAACAGCUUUUGAGAACAGCAUCAAACUUUGUUUCGCCCUAUUUUGAACAGACCAUCCAAUUUGUGGUCCAAGUCUUUGAAGCAUACAAGCACCCCAGUUCGUUGGAAUACGUUUCUGGAGCUGUGGAAACAUUUGGUGCCACCAACGUCGACUCUUUUCGGCAACUGUUGAACCAUGUAUCGCUGAUCUUGUUCAGCUAUAUUUCCUCUGGGAGACGACCGCACGAAUGCCCAGACCUCAUUCGAUCCUAUUUCGAGACAUUGAAACGUUACGUGAUCUACUGCCCAUCCGGGCUUUUGGGCUGCGAGCAAUUCACAACAAUCUGCAAAGUCUCUUUGGAGUUUCUAGUCACGUGCCACGGCGAGAAGGAAUCAACGAGAGCCAUCCUGAACUUUUUAACUCAACUGUAUGGAUGGCGCUUGUCGCGACUGGACAAUGUGGCUACUGCAGCCCUAGAAGCCAAUAAUGGCCUCAUUGAUGAGCAGCUGGCACAGCACGGCAGUGGCAUCACUCGUGCUUGCGUUGGUGGUCUCUUGGGUGGGCCGACAAUGCUAUGGCCAGCCUAUGCAGACUGCUUGUUUGCUGUUUUCUCUGUGGUUGUGACACGGCAAGCGGCCCCUCCUGACGGACAGUCGGACUCGACUACCGUUGCUCAUCAAUGGAUGUUUGAAGCACAGCAGGGCAGCACUUUGCCAGCUGAAACGUACAGCCACGUGGUUUCCAUUUUGACUUCCUUGGCAAGGAACGGAUCGAAAAGCAAGUCCAAAGCAAAAAUGUUGCUCACAGACUUCGCCAAGAUUGCCAAGGGAGAAAUGACAACAGAUGCCCUGGUUUCCUACAGUCUUGCCUAA
Molecule: messenger RNA, 3072 nt
Organism: Seminavis robusta
Lineage: Eukaryota; Bacillariophyta; Bacillariophyceae; Naviculales; Naviculaceae
Source: the annotation of a GenBank genome assembly